CAAUAUGGCUGAAAACGAAAAUGAUGAAAGUUCUUCAGAUAAAUUAGAGAAAGAACAUUUUCAGCGGAUCGUGAACGCAUUUAGAUGUUAUAGAAUCCACGCUUGGAAGAGCGUGCAAGAUGCAGAGAAGAAUUACAGAGACCUGCCAGAGAGACACAAAAAAUUGAUACCAAAUUUCCUGGAGAAUUUGGAUGAUAUCCGAUUAAGCAUCGAUCACAAUAAUGAAAUAAUCAAACUCAUUGUUCAAACUACAGCGGGAAUAUUUGAGAAUGCGGACCGUCACCCAGAAAAUGGUAAAAUCACGCAGGCGGCCUCGGAAUUCGACAUGGACAAGGUCCGCACCACCCUGAAGCAAGUUGUGCGAGACUGGUCCACAGAUGGUGAGGCGGAGAGAAUUGCGUGUUACAAACCAGUGAUUGAUGAUAUCAAGGAGAAAUUUCCCUGCGACAAUUGUAACCGCACCGAUGUCAAAAUCCUCGUCCCAGGUUCUGGACUCGGCAGAUUAGCCUUCGAGAUAGCCCGCCUAGGAUACAGUUGCCAGGGUAAUGAGUGGAGCCUGUUUAUGCUGUUUGCUUCCAAUUUUAUAUUGAACCGGUGCCACGAACCAGACGAGUUGAUCCUAUACCCAUACGUCCAUCACUGGUCCAACAACUUGUCACAUAAGGACCAAACACACGCGAUCAAGUUUCCCGAUAUAAAUCCAUCCGAACUUCCCCCCGGUUCUGACUUUUCAAUGGCAGCAGGCGAUUUUUUAGAGAUCUAUACAGACGAAGAUUCUUGGGACUGUAUCGCGACCGUAUUUUUCAUUGACACGGCUCACAAUAUCGUCGCAUAUAUCGAAAAAAUUUAUGAGAUUCUUCAACCUGGGGGCUAUUGGAUCAACCUCGGGCCCCUGCUCUAUCACUUUGCUGACAUGCCGAAUGAAAGUUCGAUCGAGCUGAGUUACGAAGAUGUGAAGAGUGUUGUACAGAAAACUGGCUUCGUUAUUGAGAAGGAAGAGAAGAACAUCAAAUGCAGCUACACCCAGAAUCCCGCAUCAAUGCUGAAAUACGUCUACGAGUGUGUAUACUUCGUUGCAAGAAAGCCAGUCUGACAUUGGCGAUGACGGUGACAGAACUGAGAUGUCUCAGGCCACAAUUUUUGACUCCCAUGCUAUAUUUUUUGCCUGUCAAGUACAAUUGUAUGUAAAUAUCAGUUUAAAAUGGAAUGUCACACUAUUAUUGAAUGAUGAAAAGCAGCACCACCUAUGAAUUUUCUACAAAUAUACGUGUAUUUAUGUACAAAUGUAAAUGUAUUGUGAGUAUGACAAUUAAAAACUACGGAAUCGAUUUUAAAUCUUUUAGCCUGUGUAUGUGUCCUGUGCUGAUGUUAUGUUUUACAGGUACAAUGUAUUGCAGAUUCACACAAUGAUAA
Lineus longissimus is the source of this 1413-nucleotide messenger RNA. Its product is annotated as carnosine N-methyltransferase-like. Gene Ontology annotation, cellular component: cytosol; nucleus. The transcript is spliced from 7 exons. The record is from RefSeq and is a predicted model, not a curated record. Gene Ontology annotation, molecular function: carnosine N-methyltransferase activity. Gene Ontology annotation, biological process: carnosine metabolic process. Lineage: Eukaryota; Metazoa; Nemertea; Pilidiophora; Heteronemertea; Lineidae. Bases 5 to 1093 code for a protein of 362 amino acids.